Messenger RNA from Ochlerotatus camptorhynchus, 1602 nucleotides. Its product is annotated as protein peste-like. Gene Ontology annotation, cellular component: cytoplasm; membrane. The transcript has 4 exons. Gene Ontology annotation, molecular function: scavenger receptor activity. The coding region runs from base 93 to 1595 and encodes 500 amino acids. NCBI's taxonomy places the organism in Eukaryota, Metazoa, Arthropoda, Insecta, Diptera, Culicidae. The record is from RefSeq and is a predicted model, not a curated record.
UGGAUCGUACAGUGCGCGUUUUCCGCGGUAAAUCGAAUUCGAAAGUGUGUGCGUGUGUGUUUGUAUGCGGGCGGGAAAAAGGAAACUGAACGAUGCGGAUCGAUAGGUUUUGCUGUGCCGCCACGGUCGGGGCGAGCCUUGCUGUGGUGGGGGCAAUUUUCGCCCUGUUUUGGGGCGACAUCCUGGAUGCAAUCAUAGUGAAGGAAAAACUUCUCACACCUACUUCAAGAACGUUCAAACUAUGGCGACGACCUCCGGUUCCGAUUCAGUGGUCGAUCACCCUCUUCAACUGGACCAACGCCAAAGCCUACCUGGCGAACGAGGCUACCCGGCCGUCCUUCACCGAGAUCGGUCCGUUUCUGUACUCAGAAAACCUGGAGAAGGUAGACGCCCGGUUCAACACGAAAAACGCCACCAUCAGCUACCGGAGACGUAGCUACUUCACCCCAGACGAACUGCUCGAUGACAACCUCCUCGAUCAGAGCGUCACCAACGUCAACGUGGUUGCGUUGGCCGCUGCUAACCGUGGUUACAGCCGUGGCAACGCAUACGAACGGACGAUUUCCUUCGCCCUGUACAGCUUUAAGCAGCGCGUUGUGGUCACCAAGCGAGCUUCCGAGCUGCUGUUCGACGGCUACCCGGAACCGUUUAUCAAAAAGGCCAAGGAAGUGUUCCAGUCCAGCUCGGAUGGGGAGUUGGAAGAUCGGUUCAGCUGGUUCCGAUCGAUCAAUGGUUCGAAAAAGUUCCACGGCUAUUUCAACAUGGACUCCGGCAAGGAGGACUCCAGUCGGUACGGGUUGGUCCACACGUGGAACUACCGGGAUCGGGUGAAUUCCAGCCGAGGCGAAUGUGGAAAGUACGAUGGCUUUACGGAGGAACUGUUUCCGACGAAGAUCCGGAAGGAUCACCGAUUGCGGUUGUUCUUGAUGGAGCUGUGUCGGGUCGUGAGUUUUGGGUUUGAACGAGAAGAAGUGAUCCACGGAGUGAUGGGAUACCGAUUUGUGGGCGAGGCGCGAUCCGUGGACGAUCAGUGUAGCGAUGAUAAGGAGCAUCUACCGAGUGGAGUGAUCAACAUAACGGAAUGCAAACUGGGGGCACCGCACUAUGCUUCGUUUCCGCACUUCUUCCUUGCGGAUGGUUAUUACAGGGGCGGUAUUGACGGUAUGAACAAGGACGAGGAGCGGCACCAAUCGUUCUUUACGAUCGAACCGAAAACGGGGACGGUGCUUAAGUCAUCGCUCCGGUUGCAGAUCAACGCACUGCUGCAGCAGUACUCGGGUGUGGCUUUGUACCAGGAUGCACCACAAUCAUACCUACCGAUACUUUGGUUCGCGAGAAGCUUCCAUCUUCCCGAAGAAGAAGUACUCAAGCUGAAGGGCCUGCUGGAUGUUUCGCAACUGGGUUACGUUGGAGCAUUUGCCGUUGCCGGGCUAGGGCUGUUGAUUGUGCUUCUGGCCAUUGGGCUGCGAUGCGCUGUUCGAAGUACGCAAAGGAAGAGCAUGGCGGGGGCUGCCCUGGCCAACGGAGAUGCCCGCGGGGAUUACGAAUUUGUACAAAAUGAACAGAAUAAGGAUAAGGAUCGAAUAAAGCUGUGAUUUUUGG